UCCACCAUUCAUACCUCGCAUUGUCUAGUCGUUCAUUCAAUUGCCGACCUUCUCCACCAUUGGUGGCCGUAUACUGGCUUGCCGCCGGUAUUGCAAAGUUUUUCUUAUCUUCGCUUGUGCUUCUAUUAACGUGCCAUUGGUUAAUGACGUUCUACUUCUUGAGGCUGUUACGCUUCUUGCUUUCUUUUUUUUUUGUUACCACCAUGGGUUCUAGAAAGUGGUGCGCUUGUUGUUCUUGUUCUGCGGUCACAAUACUGCGAUAUAUCGCUAUUGGGUCUCAGUGCAGACUCUUCACGUUCAUGCCGCUUGGAGUUCUAGGAAAUGGCGUGCUCCUCGUCUUGUUUUUGUUCUGGGACUCACGGUCACGGUACUGCGAUAUAUCGCUAUUGGGCUCCAGUGCUGACUCUUCGCAUUCGACAGUGGGGCCCGCCGACUUUUAUCUUCUAUCGCCUGCUAAUAGCUAUCUUGACGCUGAAGCAUAUGAAUAUCUGCGAUAAGUUCCGCAGUCGGUAGAAUGCACGUGCCGCUGGGACAGAACUAAAAUGCGUAUCACGCCACCACCAGUACAAGAAAGCCUCAUUCGCUUUAUAAGCGCCCAUUUAAUCUUGUGCUGUACUUAUCUGCGCUCGCAUUUCACCACUAACAA
Molecule: messenger RNA, 646 nt
Organism: Suillus subaureus
Lineage: Eukaryota; Fungi; Basidiomycota; Agaricomycetes; Boletales; Suillaceae
Exons: 1
Coding region: 144-497 (117 amino acids)
Source: RefSeq, a predicted model, not a curated record